This is a messenger RNA of Acaulospora morrowiae, 830 nucleotides long. NCBI's taxonomy places the organism in Eukaryota, Fungi, Glomeromycota, Glomeromycetes, Diversisporales, Acaulosporaceae. The record is from the annotation of a GenBank genome assembly.
AUGGUUUUCUUGAGUCAUGCCAUUUCCGACACUCGUAUAGAGGAGGAAAAGGAUGAAUGCGGCAAUCGAAUAUUCUCUUCCACUAUAUAUGGAACUCGUUGGGCAAUUAAGCCUAUUCCUAGAUACGAAUUACCUGAGGAAGAGAUGCCACCGGAGGUCGCUUACAAGUUAAUCAAGGAUGAUCUCUUGAUGGAUGGAAAUCCGGUUUUGAAUUUAGCUUCAUUCGUCACAACUUUUAUGGAGAAAGAAGCCGAAAAAUUGAUGAAAGAAAAUUUGGCCAAAAAUUUUAUCGAUUAUGAGGAAUAUCCAGCUUCUGUUGAUUUGCAGAAUCGAUGCGUCAACAUUAUUGCUCGUUUAUUUAAUGCGCCGGUUGAUCAAGCAACAUCUGAAUCAAUGGGAGUCUCUACCGUUGGUUCUUCCGAAGCCAUUAUAUUAUCCGUAUUGGCAAUGAAGAAGUUGUGGCAAAAAAGAAGAAUUGCCGAAGGAAAGUCGACCGAACGACCCAACUUAGUCAUGUCAGCUUCGGUCCAAGUUUGUUGGGAAAAAGCAACAAGGUAUCUCGAAGUUGAAGAAAAAUUUGUUUACUUGACAGAAGGAAACUACAUUCUCGACCCGCAAGAGGCCGUAGACCUUGUUGACGAAAACACAAUUGGUGUUUGCGUUAUCUUAGGAUCUACAUAUACUGGACAUUACGAAGAUGCAAAAGCAGUCAACGAUUUGCUGAUGGUAAAAAAUGAAGAAAAUGGAUGGGAUGUACCAAUCCAUGUCGAUGCGGCAUCCGGCGGAUUUGUCGCGCCGUUCAUUAACCCUGAUUAUGUCUGGGACUUCAG